ACACAAGGUAGGACAAGACACUGCAAACAUGGAUCUGAAGUACAUAGAGAAUGUAAUGAAAGACUCAGAAAGUGGGAUGAUGGAGAAGAAAGAGACCCUUAUUUCCAAUAGUAAUAAGACUGAGCAUGGCAACCAAGAUGUUGAUUAUGGCACUGCUCUCCAACUCAUUCUUGAUCACAUCCCCAUCAGCUCCAUUCCUGGCAUCAAAAACUCAUCUGUUUUGGAAUUGAGAACUGGGGAUAGUGUGAGGGAUGCAAUACAUAUGUUGUACGAGAAGGAUGUGUUUGGUGCUCCCAUUGCUGAUGUCUUAGGCCUUGAUGAGAGCACUAGUGCCACCAGAAGAUUUUCGGAUAAGUACAUUGGUUUCAUUGAUUUUGCAAGCAUGGUUCUCUGGUGUCUUGAGGAAUUGGAAAUGGAAGAAAGGCAUACAAAUGGCAAUGGAGGUAAAGCGAUUAAGAAGAAUGGUUUCACCACCAUGCUAGAACAGAAUCCUGACAUUGGCCAAACCAAGGUCAGCGAGCUAGCCAAAUCAUUCCUGUGGGAUCCAUUUUUCCCUGUACAGUUAGAUGAAACACUCUUUCAUGUUCUGUUGCUUCUUUCAAAACAUCGAGUGCAAGUUGUUCCUAUUAUAGAGCGGUCCAAUUCUAAUGUCAUUGGUUUCAUUACACAGAAUGCAGUCAUCCAAUUGCUUCUUAAAUCAAGUGGAAUAGAGUGGUUUGAUAGCAUUGCAGACAAGGCUCUAUCAGAGAUCAGAUUUGAGAAUGAAGAGCAUGUUGCUUAUGUAUAUGGGGACCAAAGUAUAGCAGAAGCCCUUCACGCUCUGCGGGAAAGCCAAAUUGGUGCCAUUGCUGUCAUAAAUCGAGGAAGUAAGAAGCUCAUUGGUAGCAUAAGGAGAAGUGACAUUCAUCUUAUUAUAGAGAAUGACAAUCUUCUUCAUAAUAGAAAGAACCUAACUGCAGAGGAGUUCGUUCACAUGGAGACCAAUAGUGAAGACUUUGAUCCAUUGAUUGAACAAGACCUUGGGGCUCUUUUAUCAUCAGGAACACUCUGUCUAAGAAACCGUUUUCUGCCAAGAAUGGACUCACCAGUUACCAACAAGAAAACUGACACUCUCAAGCAAGUGAUGAAAAACAUUGCAGAGACAAAAAGUAGUUUCAGUUUUCUAAUUGACGAUAUGCAGCAAGCAACGGGUGUGCUGACAUUGAGGGACAUAAUCAUUCAGUUUGCUCCACCAUGUAUAGAUUCGAGCAUACAUGGAGGUGGAUUUUUUGAAUCUGCUCUACAACAAACUGGGUGUCAUGUUGAAAAUGGAACUUUAGCUUGUAAUCAUUGAUCUUUUGUAUUCAUUGUUUAAGUAAAAAACAAUUGAAUUUUUAGUCUUGGUUUAACUUUCUUGCAAAGCUAGAUGUACAAGUUCUACGCCUUCUUUUUUUUCCCAGUCAGAUUCAAGUUCUGAUAAUAAUACACUGAAGAGACAAGUUUGUAUGGAAGUACUGGUACCAAUUCGUGUUCAAUAGAGUAAGCCCCUUGUACCAAAAAAGGGCAAAAGGAAAGAUACAGAACCUGAAACAGACCUCAAAGCAGUCUAAACAAAGUAAACUACAUCUCAAUCAGUUAAUCAUGAAAGCACAACAGCAACAAAUGAAAACAAUACAGAAGGAAGUUACACCUGGCCUAUACUAUUGAAAAUAAACUUGUCAGGCGAAAAUAGGCCAUUAUCAGAUAUGAAUAUCAAAGUGGAAGAGAAAUGAAUCUCUUGGUGAAUAACAGAAGUGACCCUCCUUUUUUCAGCCAAGUGAAAAAUGAUAGCUCAAGAACAUUUCAGUUGAGGCUAGUAGGACAAAGCACAUACGUUGCAUAAUUCCUGUCCACUUCAACCAUUUAGUAAUCAUAAUUAGACUAUUCUCUCACAAAGUAGUCAACCAAAAGAUACAUUAAUAAUAUCAUAGGAAAGGUAAAUACCAAAACUAUUGAAGCAUGCACAGCUUGACAGUAUCUACAAAAGAGAAGAAUUUUAAGGCCUCUCUCCCUCUCUUUAAUUAUAUUACAUGCAAGUCUGCCUGUCCUUGUGUGUUUUAGCAUGUGCGCCAAUUAAGAUGCACAAACUUUAUCUCCUCGUGUAAUUUCAAUUCUUGGUUCCCAUGCGUUACAAUGUUUCACUCCAGGUAUUCUGGGAGGAACAGGAGGCCACAUCAGCAGCAUGGCAGAUGCUUUCAACUUCAUCAAAUUAAGUGAUGGCAGCAUCCCCUACCCCCUCCUCCCCAGAUUGCCACAUCGAGAAACAUAUCCUCUUUGGAAUUCUUCUGACUGCACAUCAAGAGAACAUAUUCCUAAAGAGUAAAGAGAAAUGAAAAAUUACUAAUAAUUCAGAA
Molecule: messenger RNA, 2372 nt
Organism: Quercus lobata
Lineage: Eukaryota; Viridiplantae; Streptophyta; Magnoliopsida; Fagales; Fagaceae
Product: SNF1-related protein kinase regulatory subunit gamma-1-like
Exons: 7
Coding region: 29-1333 (434 amino acids)
Source: RefSeq, a predicted model, not a curated record